Molecule: messenger RNA, 1342 nt
Organism: Pseudovirgaria hyperparasitica
Lineage: Eukaryota; Fungi; Ascomycota; Dothideomycetes; Acrospermales; Acrospermaceae
Exons: 2
Coding region: 334-1179 (281 amino acids)
Source: RefSeq, a predicted model, not a curated record
AUCUAGGAUUAUCGCUAUCUCUUUCUUUCUGCCCUUCACUCGCUAGAGUCAUCAUUCAUCACUGUCUUUUCACCACUAUGGACACGUGGGCGCAAUACAUCUUAAUACUUGUUGGCUUGCACCUUGUAUUGAGGUCCCUUGUUGUCUUCAUCUUCCGCGAGGAGAGACUUGUCUGCGCCUUCCCAUUGCCGAGACCUACUCUAUUUGAAUUUUGAGCCUCGCAAACUCCUUACAUUUGCUUGCUCCUCUGCAACCUACGUUACGAGAUAUCAAGCUAUAGCUCGAACUUUUCAACCAAGGCUCUUAUUACGCAGUCGUUUCACAGUCACUUCGAUGGACUCUUCUCCACUCUCGAGCGCUCGAUCUGACAUCAGUACCCCCUCAUCCGGUAGAUCUGUCCAGUCCCUUGAGCACGUCGACCCCAUCAAGUCGCACCAAGACGACAAUCAUACUGAGCAUCAGACGACCACAGAUGCGGCGGAAGAUCACACUACAGCGGAAGACUCGGUUCCUCCUGUGGCCGUGAGCACAAGUACAGACACCGCGCCAAGCGAUUCAUAUAAUGACCACAUUCCCAAAGACCAUGAUGACGCAUCACUGGACCCGGUAUCCAACGCUUUACCGGAUGAGGUUCAACAGAGCCCGAUACGUCCCAAACGCAAACGAAAGUCACCUGUCCGCUACGAAGAGCCGCUGGAACAAGGCAGUCCUCCAAAGAAAGCCAAAAAUACACCAUCGCGAACGCAAUCACGCCGUCUGCCACGAGGAGCGAAGGAACCAAACUACUCACCUGACUUUGUGACGACCUCGCCGAAGUCAGUCCUUGUGAACCUCGAUCUAGACAUGCUUUUCAGCGACGAGCGAACAUGGGCUUCACUAUCCCGUGAGGCACAGGAACGGCUUUUCAAGAUCCUACCCAAUGGUCCCCCUGCAGACUCAUUCCCAGCAGACGAGCCACUUCCCAACUUACCUAAGCAGCUGCUCAGGCAAAGUCAGGCUUUUCGCACAGACCUCCGCCUCUUCCAAGAAGAUUUAGGCGCUGGCCGUCUCGAUCCCCAAUGGCGACGCGAGGCCGCAGAGGCCAUGGAGGAGCGAGCCAGCGGACGAUUCGAUGUAUGGAAGUAUGAGGAGCGCGAGGAGUACUGGGGUCAGAAGAUGAAGGGUACGAAUGAUUCAUGAAUGAAAGGAGAGCAAGUUGCACGGCAUUGUGAUUAUUACGCAUCAAGGAGUGGUGGUUGACGCCAGACAAAGCGUAUUGUACCAGUCAUAUCACAAGGGUUAUCAGUGUGAGACAUGUAUUGCGCCACUUUCAAACAAAUAAAUAUACCCAAUUCUGUGCUCA